Messenger RNA from Emericellopsis atlantica, 1555 nucleotides. RefSeq lists its product as uncharacterized. Gene Ontology annotation, molecular function: 3'(2'),5'-bisphosphate nucleotidase activity. Lineage: Eukaryota; Fungi; Ascomycota; Sordariomycetes; Hypocreales; Bionectriaceae. The record is from RefSeq and is a predicted model, not a curated record. Gene Ontology annotation, biological process: sulfate assimilation. The transcript has a single exon. The coding region runs from base 374 to 1462 and encodes 362 amino acids.
UACAUGAACACACACACGUAUGGUGUUUGGCGUAUCGGGUACAAUGUAGUGCGCACCCGUUCUGUUUAACUGGGUUCAACGACGUACAGCAUGGAAUCACAUCUGCUUUUAGAAUCAUCUGCGACUUUCAAUUACAACACAUCCCUUUGUGGCCUUCACUCUUUCAAGUACAGUGACCUGGUCAUCUCAGUGUUGAGUCUGCCUGUGACUGCUCGCUUACAGCGAUAAAUGCAUCUAAGCCGACUGAGCCCCACGAUGAGCCGUUCUUUCCCAUUUUGGAAAUCCCUGGUCAGGCUCAGAACUCACAUCAAAUCGCUUGACCAACACAAUAUCGCAACAUCCAUCCUUCACAGUCCUUUCCCUCAAACUCAAGAUGGAUUCCCCUUACAGAGCCGAGUUAGAGGUCCUCCACCCCCUCAUUCGAGCAGCCUCGACGCUGAGCGAACACAUCAUCACCACAACCCUGGCGCCAUCCCCAUCCUCCGCAACCGGCAUCGUCCAAAAAGCCGAUCACUCACCAGUGACAAUCGCCGACUUUGCCAUCCAGGCCCUCUUGUCGUCGACUGUACGGACCCAAUUCCCCAGCGACGCCAUUGUGGGCGAGGAGUCGGCCGCGCAACUGCGUGAGGAUGCGUCUCUCCUGGACAAGGUGGUGACGGCAUUGACCUGGCUCGCGGAGCAGGAGGGAGUCGAGGAGGCGGUGACGAUACCCAGGGAUGCGGAGGCCAUCUGCACCAUUGUGGACGAGUGCGGGUCCUCGAUACCCAGUGCCGAGCGGCGCACGUGGAUAUUCGACCCCAUUGACGGCACAAAGACGUACAUGCAGGGGAAGCUGUACGCUAUCAACGCGGCCCUGGUGGUGGACGGGGAACAGGCCGUAGGUAUGGUGGGAUGCCCCAAGCUCAACCCGAAGCAGGCCAGCCCCGUGGGGGACGGGGACAUCUCCAGCGAGGGAUGCGUCGUCUUUGCCGUAAAGGGCCACGGCGCGUGGGUACAAAGGCUGGGCAAGGGCAAUGAACCGGAGAGGUUGGAGAGGCACGGGCAGGAUCUAGGGCUGGACGAUGUCCGGUUCACGUCCUGCACGACCGUGUCGUCGUCAGUCCCGCAACUCAACGCCAACCUCUUGUCGCGGCUGAACAUUGCGUCGUCAAACGACCUGCUACCGUGGGUGCUGCGCUGGAUCUCGCUGGCGCUCAACAUGGCCAACACGACCGUCUGGGUGUACAAGUCCCUCGAUAGACGGGGCAAGGUGUGGGAUCACGCGGGCGCCAUGCUCAUCUUUGAGGAGACGGGGGGCGUCGUCAGCGAUGUGAAUGGGAAAAAGGUCAGCGUCGUCGGCAGCAGGAUCAUGGAGGGGAACUUUGGGUUCGUGGCUGCACCGGGUGGUCUGCAUGCAAAGGUGCUCGAGCAGGUCUGGGUCGUGAUGAGGGAGAUGGGACACGAGGGGUUACUGGGUGCAUGAUCAGCAUAUCAAAAAGGAAUUAUAAAAGUUCAGCAUUGCCGCGAUGCUUGCGGUUCAUAAGGAAGUUCGCUCGUAGUCUAUCAUCUCUUCUAG